ACAAAAGUGAGAGAGAGUGCGUUCCGCGAAGUCGACCAGACCAGAAGGCCAAGGGAGACGAAAAAAAAAACGUUUUUUCUUUUUUGCUCGGUUUGCUUUCAUGAUUGUAUUUUGACCCGUCUCAAAGAAAGCGCGGAAUCUCCCUCGGUAACUAUUCGGUGCGUGCGUGGGACGGAACGGAACCUGUGUUGUUGCGCGUUGGGGUUUUGAAAGCGGCCAGCAAUCGUGAGCAUCAUUCGGAAGAACAAUCUCGAGGGCCAUGUCGGACACGGAUAACGCCGCGGUAGCCACGGAAGCUGCCGCCGUAGCGCCGGAGGUGGAAGCGACACCAGCGGUCGCCGAGAAGGUGGAAGAAGUCAAAGAAGACGCUCCGGCGGAAGUUGAAGCCAAAACGCCGACCAAGCGUACACCGUCGAAGCGCAAGGAUGCAUUCCAGAAGGAAAGCGAAGAGCUGCUGAAGAACAUGGGCAUCGACCCGGCGGAGGAGGGCGGUCGCCGGCGCACCCGUGCUAGCACACGUGGCGUAUCGACGCCGUCGACACCGGCCACACCGCCGGCCAAGAAGGGCCGUGCGGCGGCCACUCCGUCGCGGCGUGGCCGAGGGAAGCGGGACCACGAGGACGACGAGGACGAAAAGUCCCCGGAGGUGGAGACCAAAACCCCGAAGAAGCGUGGCCGGCCCGGCAAGGAUAAGGUAGUUGAAGAGGAGGAGAAGGACAACGGAGCGGACGCCGAAGAGGCUGCAGAGGACGCCAAAAAGGACGAGGAAGCGAAGGCCGACGACAAGAACGACGAAGUGCAUGACGACAAGAAGGAGGACAAGAAAGAGGGCGACGCUGUGGAUGGGCUUGUGAACAGCACCCCCAAGGAAGAAACCAAACCGGAAGUCGAGAAGGCGGAGAAAGCGGCCCCGGAAAAGAUGGACGUCGACGAGUCGGAAAAACCCGCUGCCGAGGAAGCCGCCGCCAAACCCGCAGAAGAAAAGACCGAAGACAAAGCGGAAGAACCGGCGUCGACGACGACGGAAGAGCCUGCUGCUGAAGUGGCCGCUGAAGAAACGCCCGCAGCCAAACCCACAGAAGAGGAACCCGCGAAACCUGCUGCGGAGGAAGCACCGGCCAAGCCUGCAGAACCGGAACCCGUCGCGGAGGAGAAGAAGACGAACGACGUCAGUAGCACCAAGGCGGAGGAAGCACCCAAGACGAACGACGUCGCCGCCGCUCCUGUGGAGAACAACGUGGCGGAGACCAAGAUCGAGACUACCGCAGAACCCAAGAUUGUCCCGGCGGAGACGGCAACCGUUGAACCGACGGCGGCACAGUAAACGAGGCGUUUGAAGAGAGAGUAUCGACACACCGUUGAUCAUCAACACACACACAUUUCCUUCACGCAAACCUGAUUUUGUCCCGCCCGCCCUUCCCUUCCGGCAGACCUGCAUUUUUUCUGUACUCUUCUUCAUUGACAACAACAUUUCGCGCGAAAAAUUUGCGCGUGAUUGGUUGGCGAUCGGCGUUGGUACUUGCAGUGCGUCAAGUACGCCCCCCCUCCUCUUCUUCUUCUUGGCACAUGUUGAGCUUGCAAGCUCUUUCUUCGAAUGGUUUUACCCAUUUCAUUUUGUUUUACACAAUUGGACAAAUUGCUAACUCAACCCCACCCCUCAAGAAUGGAAAAAAAAACAAAAAUAAAACGAGAGGUUAUUUGGAGGAAGAUGUAAAAUAUAUACACCUGAAACAGAUUUAUUCAAUAGUAAGUAAACAAACAGAUCGAUAGAAUUAGGCAAUGUGAAUGUUCUUUAUUUCCGUUUUCCGCAACUGAAAUAUACGAACAAGUUCGAGAUAGGCACGUUUAAGAACAACCCGGAACAGCAGCAACCGUUUGAAUGUAGCAAAAAAAAACCCCUUUUUUUAAAUACCCUUUCCUACUCUCUUUAACCACAAAAACCAUAAUUUGUUAGCUUUUCCUUAAUUUUUCAAUUUAUCGCGUAAAACAUACCUGAAUUUGUCGUUGUAAUAAGAAAUAGUAAGAAACACACACUCUAAAAUAACACAAACACACACACACUAGUAGAGUAGGAGGAAGGUUGCGACCGACAUGUGUAAAAAACUAACAAACUUUUUUCUCUCGAGCGCGCCACCCUUUCUGUAAUUUUUGAUUUCUUCGGCGAACCCAUCAUGAUCUGUAAGAAUUUCACCGUAAAAAAACGUUUUGCCAUCUUAGGGACUAUGAUUUGUACACGAUGAAACGGCGCGAUGAGCACACAAAAUUUACAAAAUAUACACAUGGACAAAAUCUUAACUUACUUUUCAAACAAAACCCUUUCAAUCCGUGGCAGAGAACACACAUUUAAAAGCAAGCAAGCAAAAAACUUACAAAAAAGUAAAAACAAACAGGUAAUGUGAGCAGGCGCAAGAACGCACGUGUUGGCACGUGUGCGCUCGCGCGCGCUGAAAUUUCAAUACUAAGGUAAAGAGAAGCAAAAGAAAACAAAAAAUAAAAUGAAAAAAAAAACUACAAAAAUACAUCUUUUUAACUAAUGUAUAGGUUAUUUUAUUAUUGUGUCGUGAAUGAGACAGAAAGAGAUGAUAAAAUAUAGAAAUAUGGACAAACACAAAGGA
Culex pipiens pallens (northern house mosquito) is the source of this 2615-nucleotide messenger RNA. Its product is annotated as enolase-phosphatase E1-like. NCBI's taxonomy places the organism in Eukaryota, Metazoa, Arthropoda, Insecta, Diptera, Culicidae. The transcript is spliced from 3 exons. Bases 260 to 1324 code for a protein of 354 amino acids. The record is from RefSeq and is a predicted model, not a curated record.